AUGGGCACACUGAAUGGCUCCAUCUUCAUGCCUUCAGUACUAACUCUUGUUGGAAUUCCUGGCCUGGAGUCAGUGCAGUGCUGGAUUGGGAUUCCAUUCUGUGCCAUGUACCUCAUUGCUGUGACUGGGAAUUCCCUGAUUCUAGCUAUAAUCAGAUAUGAAAAAAGCCUUCAUAAACCCAUGUACAUCUUUUUAGCCAUGUUGGGGGUCACUGACAUUGCACUUAGCACCUGUAUUCUUCCAAAAAUGUUAGGUAUCUUUUGGUUUCAUUUGACAGAGAUUUCUUUUGAUGCCUGCCUUCUGCAAAUGUGGCUCAUUCACUCAUUCCAGGCCACUGAAUCAGGCAUCCUACUGGCAAUGGCCUUUGAUCGCUAUGUAGCCAUCUGCGACCCCUUGAGACAUGCUACUGUGUUCUCCCAAAAACUCUUGACUUACAUUGGAGUUGGGGUGACACUCAGGGCUGCCAUUCUUGUAACUACAAGCCUAAUGCUUCUCAAAUGCCGUCUUAAAUUCUACCGAACUACAAUCGUCUCCCACUCUUACUGUGAACAUAUGGCCAUCGUGAAGCUAGCUGUAGAAGACAUCCGGGUCAACAAGAUAUGUGGUCUAUUUGUUGCCUUUGCCAUCUUAGGGUUUGACAUAAUCUUUAUUACCUUGUCCUAUGUUCAAAUCUUUAUCACUGUGUUUCAACUGCCCCAGAAGGAGGCACGAUUCAAAGCUUUUAAUACAUGCAUUGCCCACAUCUGUGUCUUUCUGCAAUUCUACUUGCUUGCCUUUUUCUCCUUUUUCACUCACAGGUUUGGUUCUCAUAUUCCACCUUAUGUUCACAUCCUCUUAUCAAACCUUUACCUCAUAGUGCCACCUUUUCUCAAUCCUAUAGUCUAUGGCCUGAAGACCAAACAAAUUCGUGACCAUGUCCUGAAAAUGUUUUUCUAC
Messenger RNA from Condylura cristata (star-nosed mole), 936 nucleotides. Its product is annotated as olfactory receptor 52A5. Gene Ontology annotation, cellular component: membrane. NCBI's taxonomy places the organism in Eukaryota, Metazoa, Chordata, Mammalia, Eulipotyphla, Talpidae. The transcript has a single exon. The record is from RefSeq and is a predicted model, not a curated record. The annotation marks the transcript as partial. Gene Ontology annotation, molecular function: G protein-coupled receptor activity; olfactory receptor activity. Gene Ontology annotation, biological process: G protein-coupled receptor signaling pathway.